GCUGUCAGCGGCGGUUGAGGUGCGGCGAAACGGGGAAUUAAUUCGAUUCACUCGGCAGGCAGGCACACAAAACACACCGAGCGAACCAAACAGAACACUGACAUCACACCACACUCAGGACGGCGGCGACGAGAUCGAAGAGGGCGAAGCUGCCGAGCUCGAGGAACAUCGAUGUCGAAGGCUGCGGGUGCGAGCACCAACUGAGCGUCGACCGCUGACUCGGACCGAGAAUGGAGGCGAUCGUGGACGAGGACAGGCGGCGGCGGGUGCGGGCCCUCGAGGAGAGGAUCACCGACCCGAGGAGCGUGACCAACGUCGACUGCCUGCUGGAUACCGUGCAAGCCCUUGUGUCCGAUUGUAACCACCCGGCCGUGCGGCGCCAAAAAAAUGUGGAGGCCUUCAUCAACAGAUAUGACGGCGUGUCGCGGGACAUCAGCGGACUGCGGAUGAAGGCGGACGACUUCCAGCUGAUCAAGGUGAUCGGACGCGGCGCGUUCGGCGAGGUGCAGCUCGUGCGGCAGAAGUCGACCAAGCAGGUGUUCGCCAUGAAGCUGCUCAGCAAAUUUGAGAUGAUCAAGCGGUCGGACUCUGCGUUUUUCUGGGAGGAGCGCGACAUCAUGGCGUACGCCAACUCGGAGUGGAUCGUGCAGCUGCACUUCGCGUUCCAGGACGACAAGUACCUGUACAUGGUGAUGGACUACAUGCCGGGCGGCGACCUCGUCAACCUCAUGUCCAACUACGACGUGCCCGAAAAGUGGGCCCAGUUCUACUGCGCCGAGGUGGUGCUCGCCCUCGACGCCAUCCACUCCAUGGGCUUCGUGCACCGCGACGUCAAGCCGGACAACAUGCUGCUCGACCGACACGGACACCUCAAGCUGGCUGACUUUGGCACCUGCAUGAAGAUGGGCGCGGACGGACUGGUGCGGUCGGACACGGCGGUGGGCACGCCGGACUACAUCUCGCCGGAGGUGCUGCAGUCGCAGGGCGGCGAGGGCGAGUACGGCCGCGAGUGCGACUGGUGGUCGGUGGGCGUGUUCCUCUACGAGAUGCUGGUGGGCGACACGCCGUUCUACGCCGAGAGCCUCGUGGGCACCUACGGCCGCAUCAUGGACCACCGCAACUCGCUGCACUUCCCGCCGGACGUUCCCAUCAGCCCGAGCGCGCAGAGCCUCAUCUGCGGCUUCCUCACCGACCGGGCCGUCCGCCUCGGCCGCACCGGCGUCGCCGAGAUCCAGGCGCACGCCUUCUUCCGCAACGACCAGUGGACGUUCGACUCGAUCCGCGACUGCGUCCCGCCCGUCGUCCCUGAGCUCGCCGGCGACGAGGACACCAGCAACUUCGACGACCUCGACAAGGACGAGAGUCCCGAGGAGAACUUCCCCACGCCCAAGGCCUUCGCCGGCAACCACCUGCCCUUCGUGGGAUUCACCUACUCCAAAGACUACCAAUUGCUGUCGAAACUGGGCAAGAGCAACAGCGACUGUCUCGACAUGAUCAGCCGAAGCGAGAGUGCGAGUUCCGAGCUGCUGGAGCAGCAGCUGGUGAACGAGAAGCACCUGCAGGAGGAGCUGCGCGCCAAACAGAAGUCGCUGCGGGCCAAGCUGGACGAGAUGGAGCGGCGCGAGGCGGAGCUGCGCGCCGAGGUGACCGGCUUCGAGAAAACGAUCACGCUGCUGCGGCACGAGUUGAAGGAGGCGCAGCGCAAGGUCGACGCCGAGCAGGACGGCAAGCGCGGCCUCGAGGCCACCGUGCAGCGGCUGCAGCACCGCCUCGACGACGAGCUCAGCAAGCGCAGCCGCGACGUCGGCGCCUACGAGCGCGUCUCCUCGCUCGAGAAGCAGAUCGCCGAGCUCAACGACAAGCUCAAGUCGGAGAACGACCUCGCCAACAGACUCAGGAAGCAAAUCUCCGAGCUCACCAACGCCAGGUCAGCAGCGGAGCAAAUGCAGCGGGAACUGCAGAUGAACGUGUCGACGCUGCAGACGCAGCGUGACCGGCUGAAGCAGGAAGUGACGCACUUGCAGAACCAGCUGCAGCUUGAGAUGAGUUCGCGAUCCAAGGCGUCCGGCAUGCAGCACGAGCUCGAGAGCCGGUUGCAGUCGACCCUGUCCGAGCUGGAGAGCGCCAAGCAGCGCGAACUUCAUCUGCACGAGGACUGCCAGGGGCUGGUCGAGAAGGUGUCCACCCUGGAGAAGGAGUGCGCCUCGCUCGAGCUAGAACUCAAGGCGGCCCAGAACCGCUACCAGCAGGAGGUGCGCUCUCACGAAGAGACCGAGAGGACCAGGCUCGUCAACAAGGAGGAGGCAAACCUUGAAGUGGUCAAAGCGCUGCAGACGAAACUGAACGAGGAGAAAGUGGCGCGGCAGAAGAGCGAGAUGUCUGCGCAGGAGAAGGAGCGGCAGAUGUCGAUGCUGUCGGUCGACUACCGGCAGAUGCAGCAGCGGCUGCAGAAGCUGGAGGGCGAGCACCGGCAGGACGGCGACAAGGUGCGCGCGCUGCACACGCAGCUCGAGCAGGAGCAGAACAAGAAGCUGGGCCUGCAGUCGGACGUGGCCGUGCUCAACUCGGAGGUCUCCACCCUCAAGACCAGAGAGACGCAGCUCGAGAACGAGCUGUCCGACAUGAGACACAGUCUGCACGCCUCCCAGGACCAGCUUGACACGGUCAAGACCGCCAGGCUGCGCGACGACGCCCACAUGAAGGAGCUGCAGGAGCAGCUCGACGCCGAGCAGCACUUUUCGACGCUGUACAAGACGCAGACGCAGGAGCUGCGCGAGGAGCUGGAGGAGAAAAGCCGAAACCAGCUGCAGUUGGAGGAGGAGCGGAACAGCAUGGCGCACCAGCUGCAACUGACGCUUGCGCGGGCGGACGCCGAGGCGCUGGCCAGGUCGAUCGCCGAGGAGACGGUGGCCGACCUCGAGAAGGACAAGACUAUGAAGGAGCUCGAGCUGAAGGACCUGCUCGCGCGCCACAGGACUGACAUCGCCUCCAGGGACGCUACCAUCAACGCGCUGGUCGAGAAGGAGACUGAAAUCAAGAAGCUGAUGGAAAAGGAGAAGGAGAGCUUGGCUGGACAGAUCAAAUCGAUGCAGGACGACCUGUCGCGGUCCGUGAGCCUCAAGGAAGAGCUGGAGCGGCUGAAGACGCAGCUGAAGCAGGAGCAGCUGCUGAAGACGCAGGCCGUCAACAAGCUGGCCGAAAUCAUGAACCGCAAGGACCUGCUGAGCAAGGACGCCCGCGGCAAGAACAAGGUGUCGUCGGGCGACCUGCGCCGCAAGGAGAAGGAGUGUCGCAAACUGCAGCAGGAGCUCACACAGGAGCGGGACAAGUACAGUCAGAUGGCGGCCAAGCACCAGCGCGAGUUGCAGGAGCUGCAGGCGCAGGCGCAGGACGACCACAACGUCAAGCUGCGCCUGCAGAUGGAGGCGGCGAGCAAGGACUCGGAGAUCGAGCAGCUGCAGCUCAAGAUCGCCUCCCUGUCGAGCGAGACGGCGUCGCUGAGCAGCGGCGCCGAGAACGACGCCGACGACGCCCUCAUGCAGGAAUCGCGCCUCGAGGGCUGGCUGUCGGUGCCCAACAAGCAGAACAUACGGCGGCACGGCUGGAAAAAGCAGUACAUCGUCGUUUCGUCCAAGAAAAUCAUCUUCUACAACUCGGAGAGCGAAAAGCUCAACGCCGACCCUGUCUUAAUUCUAGAUCUUAACAAAGUAUUCCACGUGCGGCCAGUUACCCAGGGCGACGUCAUCCGAGCCGAUGCCAAAGAUAUCCCGAGAAUCUUCCAGCUGCUGUACGCGGGGGAGGGCGAGGUGCGCCGGCCGGAAGACGGAACCAGCGGCUCGGGCACGCUGACCGUGGCGCAGCUCGAGUUGCGCAACGACGACAAGCCUGGCACGGUGGCGCUCAAGGGCCACGAGUUCCUCCAGAUCUCAUUCCACAUGCCGACCAUCUGCGACGUCUGCACCAGGCCGCUGUGGCACAUGUUCCGGCCGCCGCCGGCGCUCGAGUGCAGAAGAUGUCGGAUCAAGGUGCACAAGGAGCACAUCGAGCACAAGGGUGAGGGCGUGGCGCCGUGCAAGGUGCACUACGACCCCAACUCUGCCAAGGAGCUGCUCGUGCUGGCGGCCAGCAACGACGAGCAGAAGCAGUGGGUGGCGCGGCUGAGCAAGAAGAUCCAGAAGUGCGGCUACAAGGCCAACAGCUGCGCUGGCGGCUCCGGCUCCGGCCUCGACCCUGUCAAACUGUCGCCCAGGGAGUCGACGCGCUCGGCCGGCAACCAGGCCAAGCUGGCGGCGCAGAUGCGGUCGGCCACGCUGCCGGCCAACGCCUCCUUCGCCAAGAUGAACUGAUCCCCGUCCUGACCCGCCCUGCCCUGCCCUGACCUGACCUGAGGUUCGUCGCUGCCAUUCUCUCCGUCUGUCUGUCUGUCUGUACAGAAGCGCGUGUAAAAACAAAGUGUCGUCGUUGUAAGGAUCGCGGGCCUGUCUCACCUCCCGGAAAACGUGUUUUGUACAUUUUUUUAUUUCUUUUUUUACCUGCUUCCCCUCGCUAGCGAUUUUAACCUGACGCCGACGCCACACUCAGGAUGGAAAGAAAACGCAGAGCUUAUCCCAGAAUAAACCUCUCAGACUCGUCGACGUGCUCACAUUCGGUGCCAUCACUGAAACCGCGGACCGUACGUAAACACACACCCAAACUUCAUUAAAUUAAUUAACUAUACAAAAGUACUAUUCCUAUUCGUCUUCUGCAUUUUACUUGGAUUCAACUGUACACUGACUCUAGCUAGCUUUUAGCGCUUCAACCAGGGUCUAUGCGCAUAGAGCCGAAGCAAACCUAUAAUUAAUUAUGCAUACAGAGUUAAGACGAGGAGAAACCAUCGAAAGUACAGCAAUAUAUUAUUAAAUAAAUAAUUAGCACACGUUUUCGCUUGGAAUCGUUUGUUCACGCAACUGAGUCAGUUGCUCAAUCUACGAAAAAACAAAAAUUGUUAUCGCCGGCGUCUUGAACGCGCGAGAAAGAAAAAAAUAACAAUGCUCACUGGAAAUGCGAUAUUUUGCUAAUAACUUUAUAAAGUAGCCUUGGACAAUAACGUUGUUACACACACCACUUUAGCAAUAUAAUUAUUACGAAAAGUAUAACACACAGACACAGAUUUUGUAAGAACCUCGCGACGCCGCCCGCUCCCAACUCUUGGCAAAAAAAGAAAAAAAAUGGACGAGGGUUUUCGGGGCGUCGCGUGGUAAAAAUAUUCAUGUGAUUGGAAAGCACAAUUACCUUACUUCACUGAGCAGCUAAAAUACGAAUUAUUAUGAAAUAAUGUAAACACAUUUGUAACCUGCAAAGGCCAUCGUACUAAGUGUAAGCGAAAGUAAACUACCUGAUGCCAACCCACGUCGUUUGUUGCUCGAAUUUGAUUAUAUUUGAAUAUAAGAAGUUUUGGUUGUCGUCGCGCGCGAGAUCGGUGCUGGCCUUGCUUCGUUUCGCUUUCUCGCCGCCCGAGCCCCAUUAUUUGUGCCUUGAUUCGAGUGCUAGCAAUUCCUAUCUGAUCGUUUUAUCCGAGAUGAACAAUACGUGUAAUUAAUUAUUACUAGACUCUAGCACACCGCUUGCAAUCAUUCUAUUUUAUCAGAAAUAAAAAAGAAAAAAAGAGUAAAAUACGCGCGCGCGCUGUUAUGUAUUUAUUGCGACUUGUAAUUAAUUAAUUAUUACGCGAGGAACUCUGUUUCGGCGAUAAUUAUUUUAGUGAACAAAAUAAAACUCGAUUCCUGCAAGUAAA
Molecule: messenger RNA, 5773 nt
Organism: Cloeon dipterum
Lineage: Eukaryota; Metazoa; Arthropoda; Insecta; Ephemeroptera; Baetidae
Gene: Rok
Product: Rho kinase
Exons: 19
Coding region: 231-4346 (1371 amino acids)
Biological process (GO): mitotic cytokinesis; actomyosin structure organization; Rho protein signal transduction
Cellular component (GO): cytoplasm; cytoskeleton
Molecular function (GO): small GTPase binding; Rho-dependent protein serine/threonine kinase activity; ATP binding
Source: RefSeq, a predicted model, not a curated record